Molecule: messenger RNA, 4905 nt
Organism: Cotesia congregata
Lineage: Eukaryota; Metazoa; Arthropoda; Insecta; Hymenoptera; Braconidae
Source: the annotation of a GenBank genome assembly
AUGAGUAAGUUCUUCACUACCGGUACGGAUUCGGAAUCCGAAAGCUCUUCAGAAGAAGAGCAAAUUCAACGAGCACCUGCCGCUAAUUUUACAUUCAGUGAUGAAGAAGAAGAAACGAAGCGAGUGGUUCGUUCCACGAAAGAAAAAAGAUAUGAAGAUCUUAAAAAUAGCAUCAAACUCAUUCGAAACUAUAAAAAAAAUAAAGAUAUGAGUAGUUUUGAAGAACUUCAGAAAUUUUACACUAGAGCUUUGCCAGUAGUGGCAAAAGAGGAAGGUGGUUUAACUCCAAGGUUCUUCUUAAGAUGCUUAGUGGAAAUGGAGGAUUUUAUCAAUGAACUUUGGGAAGAUCGUGAAGGUCGAAAAAAUAUGUCAAAGCAUAAUUCAAAAGCUUUGGGUUCAUUACGUCAAAAGCUUCAUGACGAUCAGAGUGAGAGUGACUCUGAUUGGGGUUCGGAUUCAAGUAGUGAUUCCGAUAGUUCCGAUGACGAUGGUCAAUAUCAGAACUUCCGUGAAAGAUUCAUUAAAAAAGCUACGGAUAAAGACGACGACGAAGAUAAAGCGAAGAAAAAAGAACAACGAAAAGAACGCAAAGAUAAAGAACGUAAGAAGAAGCGUGAUGAAGAUGAUGAUGAAGGUGAAUGGGAAACUGUUAAAGGUGGUGUUGUUGUUCCUUCUGAAAAGCCAAAAAUGUUCGCCAAGGAUGCUGAAAUUAAUGUUCCAGCUGUCCUGAAAAAACUUACAGAAGUUAUUGCUGCCCGUGGAAAGAAGCGUACUGAUAGACGGGAACAAAUUGAAUUAUUGCAUGAAUUAUUAUCGAUUGCUGAGUCGCACAAUCUUGGCCCCGCUGUGAUUGUGAAAAUUAAAUUUUCUAUUGUAUCUUCAAUUUUUGACUAUAAUCCGAAAGUAUCGGAUGCUAUGAAACCAGAGUAUUGGUCCAAAUUAUUAGGACGUAUAGCUGAAAUGCUUGACAUGUUGCGUGCUAAUCCGGACAUGCAAAUAGCUGAGCAUAUUAAUGAAGAUGCGGAAGAGUUUCAAAACCCUCCUUUUAAACUCCACGGAUGUGUACUCACACUUGUUGAACGUUUAGAUGAAGAAUUCACUAAACUUUUAAAGGAAUGUGAUCCUCAUAGUAAUGAGUAUGUCGAAAGAUUGAAGGAUGAAAAGCAAGUAGCAAAUAUAAUUGACAAAGUUCAAGAAUAUUUAGAGCGCCAUGGUAGUGUGUCGGAACGUUGUCGUAUUUACUUACGCAAGAUUGAGCAUCUUUACUAUAAAUUUGAUCCAAAUGUAUUAAAGCAAAAAGAAGGUGAGAUCCCAGCUGAUGUAGUAACAUCUGUCCAAGUUAUGGAGAAACUCUGCAAAUAUGUUUACGCUCAUGAUGGUACUGAUCGUCUUCGUACUCGAGCUAUUCUGUCGCACAUCUAUCAUCACGCACUUCACGAUAAUUGGUUCCAAGCGCGUGAUCUCAUUUUGAUGUCUCAUCUCCAAGAGACUAUUCAACACUCUGAUCCAGCUACACAAAUACUGUACAAUCGAACAAUUGCCCAUCUUGGUUUGUGUGCAUUCCGACAUGCUAACAUUAAAGAUGCUCAUAAUUGUCUUGUAGAUUUGAUGAUGACUGGUAAGGUCAAAGAAUUGUUGGCACAAGGUCUUUUACCACAAAGACAGCAUGAACGCAGCAAGGAACAGGAAAAAAUUGAGAAACAACGUCAAAUGCCUUUCCAUAUGCACAUCAAUUUAGAAUUACUUGAAUGUGUAUACCUAGUAUCUGCAAUGCUCAUAGAAAUACCUUACAUGGCUGCUCAUGAAUUUGACGCCAGACGACGUAUGAUUUCCAAAACUUUCUAUCAACAACUACGGUCCAGUGAACGUCAAUCGCUUGUCGGACCACCAGAAUCAAUGAGAGAGCAUGUUGUGGCUGCUGCUAAAGCAAUGCGUAACGGCAAUUGGUCAGCUUGUAAUAAUUUUAUUAUUAAUGAAAAAAUGAAUGCUAAGGUUUGGGAUUUGUUUUAUCAAGCUGAUAAAGCUCGUGCAAUGCUUACUCGAUUGAUCAAAGAAGAGGCUUUAAGAACUUAUCUCUUUACAUACUCUCAUGUUUAUGAUUCAAUUUCUAUGCCAACAUUAGCUGAUAUGUUUCAACUCGAACGACCUGUUGUACAUUCCACUAUCAGUAAAAUGAUCAUCAAUGAAGAACUUAUGGCAUCUUUGGAUGAUCCAUCUGAAACGGUCGUCAUGCACAGAAGUGAACCCAGCCGUCUGCAAUCAUUGGCUCUUCAACUAACUGAUAAAGUGAAUAACUUUGUUGAUUCUAAUGAAAGAAUCUUUGAGAUGAAACAAGGUAACUUCUUCUCACGAGGAAAUCAAGGCAACUUCCGUGAUCGCCAGAAUUAUAAUCGUCAGGGUGCGGAUUGGAAUCGUCAAAGACGAGACCGCGAUCGUAAUCGUGAGGAAAACCUAAGUUCUUCACUACCGGUACGGAUUCGGAAUCCGAUAGCUCUUCAGAAGAAGAGCAAAUUCAACGAGCACCUGCCGCUAAUUUUACACGAUGAAGAAGAAGAAACAAAGCGAGUGGUUCGUUCCACGAAAGAAAAAAGAUAUGAAGAUCUUAAAAAUAGCAUCAAACUCAUUCGAAACUAUAAAAAAAAUAAAGAUAUGAGUAGUUUUGAAGAACUUCAGAAAUUUUACACUAGAGCUUUGCCAGUAGUGGCAAAAGAGGAAAGUGGUUUAACACCAAGGUUCUUCUUAAGAUGCUUAGUGGAAAUGGAGGAUUUUAUCAAUGAACUUUGGGAAGAUCGUGAAGGUCGAAAAAAUAUGUCAAAGCAUAAUUCAAAAGCUUUGGGUUCAUUACGUCAAAAGCUUCAUGACGAUCAGAGUGAGAGUGACUCUGAUUGGGGUUCGGAUUCAAGUAGUGAUUCCGAUAGUUCCGAUGACGAUGGUCAAUAUCAGAACUUCCGUGAAAGAUUCAUUAAAAAAGCUACGGAUAAAGACGACGACGAAGAUAAAGCGAAGAAAAAAGAACAACGAAAAGAACGCAAAGAUAAAGAACGUAAGAAGAAGCGUGAUGAAGAUGAUGAUGAAGGUGAAUGGGAAACUGUUAAAGGUGGUGUUGUUGUUCCUUCUGAAAAGCCAAAAAUGUUCGCCAAGGAUGCUGAAAUUAAUGUUCCAGCUGUCCUGAAAAAACUUACAGAAGUUAUUGCUGCCCGUGGAAAGAAGCGUACUGAUAGACGGGAACAAAUUGAAUUAUUGCAUGAAUUAUUAUCGAUUGCUGAGUCGCACAAUCUUGGCCCCGCGGUGAUUGUAAAAAUUAAAUUUUCUAUUGUAUCUUCAAUUUUUGACUAUAAUCCAAAAGUAUCGGAUGCUAUGAAACCAGAGUAUUGGUCCAAAUUAUUAGGACGUAUAGCUGAAAUGCUUGACAUGUUGCGUGCUAAUCCAGACAUGCAAAUAGCUGAGCAUAUUAAUGAAGAUGCGGAAGAGUUUCAAAACCCUCCUUUUAAACUCCACGGAUGUGUACUCACACUUGUUGAACGUUUAGAUGAAGAAUUCACUAAACUUUUAAAGGAAUGUGACCCUCAUAGUAAUGAGUAUGUCGAAAGAUUAAAGGAUGAAAAGCAAGUAGCAAAUAUAAUUGACAAAGUUCAAGAAUAUUUAGAGCGCCAUGGUAGUGUGUCGGAACGUUGUCGUAUUUACUUACGUAAGAUUGAGCAUCUUUACUAUAAAUUUGAUCCAAAUGUAUUAAAGCAAAAAGAAGGUGAGAUCCCAGCUGAUGUAGUAACAUCUGUCCAAGUUAUGGAGAAACUCUGCAAAUAUGUUUACGCUCAUGAUGGUACUGAUCGUCUUCGUACUCGAGCUAUUCUGUCGCACAUCUAUCAUCACGCACUUCACGAUAAUUGGUUCCAAGCGCGUGAUCUUAUUUUGAUGUCUCAUCUCCAAGAGACUAUUCAACACUCCGAUCCAGCUACACAAAUACUGUACAAUCGAACAAUUGCCCAUCUUGGUUUGUGUGCAUUCCGACAUGCUAACAUUAAAGAUGCUCAUAAUUGUCUUGUAGAUUUGAUGAUGACUGGUAAGGUCAAAGAAUUGUUGGCACAAGGUCUUUUACCACAAAGACAGCAUGAACGCAGCAAGGAACAGGAAAAAAUUGAGAAACAACGUCAAAUGCCUUUUCAUAUGCACAUCAAUUUAGAAUUACUUGAAUGUGUAUACCUAGUAUCUGCAAUGCUCAUAGAAAUACCUUACAUGGCUGCUCAUGAAUUUGACGCCAGACGACGUAUGAUUUCCAAAACUUUCUAUCAACAACUACGGUCCAGUGAACGUCAAUCGCUCGUCGGACCACCAGAAUCAAUGAGGGAGCAUGUUGUGGCUGCUGCUAAAGCAAUGCGUAACGGCAAUUGGUCAGCUUGUAAUAAUUUUAUUAUUAAUGAAAAAAUGAAUGCUAAGGUUUGGGAUUUGUUUUAUCAAGCUGAUAAAGCUCGUGCAAUGCUUACUCGAUUGAUCAAAGAAGAGGCUUUAAGAACUUAUCUCUUUACAUACUCUCAUGUUUAUGAUUCAAUUUCUAUGCCAACAUUAGCUGAUAUGUUUCAACUCGAACGACCUGUUGUACAUUCCACUAUCAGUAAAAUGAUCAUCAAUGAAGAACUUAUGGCAUCUUUGGAUGAUCCAUCUGAAACGGUCGUCAUGCACAGAAGUGAACCCAGCCGUCUGCAAUCAUUGGCUCUUCAACUUACUGAUAAAGUGAAUAACUUUGUUGAUUCUAAUGAAAGAAUCUUCGAGACGAAACAAGGUAACUUCUUCUCACGAGGGAAUCAAGGCAACUUCCGUGAUCGCCAGAAUUAUAAUCGUCAGGGUGCGGAUUGGAAUCGCCAAAGACGAGAUCGCGAUCGUAAUCGUGAAGAAAACCGUAACUAUUAA